GGGACUGGGGAGGACAAUAAAUUUAAAAGGCAAGAUGGUGGAAUUUUUUGUUUUGAUAAACAAAAGAAAAUAGCUCGAUAUACUUUAUCAUGAUCACUGGAAGAAUACUACAGAAAUUUUUUCUAAGAUGUGAACGUUUUAGUAAUUUCAAGGCAAGUAUAAAAAUAGACAAAAUUUAAACUGAAAUGAUAAAUUUAAUGCGUACAUUUUAUAUAUUUUGUAUUUUUAAAUAUGUUUCGUAUAGAUGAUUUGUACGCAGCAAAAGUUACGAAAUUUCACGACAGCUUUAUCAAAUUGUUCUUCUUAUCCCAGUUAUGUUAAAGUCGUUGAGGUUGGCCCUCGAGAUGGCUUGCAAAACGAAAAGGUUGUAUACUGAUUACCUAGAAAUUCUAUUAAUGACUAAUUAAUUAUGUUUAUAGUCAUUAGAGGGGUUGGGCGAUUAUUGGGCCAUUCCAUUUAGUAUAGGCACCCCCUCCCCUAUUGAGGGGUCCCUUCAUGUAAUCCCCUUAGUAAUCCCAUAUAAAAAAUUUGAAACCCCCUUGGAUGCAAUUUAUGGAAGUUACCUCAGAGGAUAUCUUAUUAACCCCUUUAGGAUGUCGCUUUUCCCCUCCUGGACAUCACUAAAACACCUAUAAAUUUUUGCCAUUUUUAAAAAAUAUCUCCAGCUACCCUCUUGGAAAAUUUAAGUAAUUAUAAGAAUGCACAUAGUUUAUCUUGACAAAUGAUUUGUGUAUGUGGUUAAUAUGGCACAUUAGAUGAACUAGGACAUGACUUCUUGUAGGCAUUUAUUCCAACCGAAUCCAAAAUCAGGUUUAUUGACAUGCUGUCACAGUCGGGACUUCCUGUGGUUGAAGUGACGAGUUUCGUCUCACCAAAAUGGGUGCCACAGGUUAGAUACCUUCGUAGUGCAUCGUUAGUUAUUAACGAGGCUUGUCAGUUACUAAUGAGGUUUGCUGCAAAAUGCUGAUUAAUGCUUUUCUAGAUGAUGGACCAUAGAGAAGUCAUGCAAGGAAUCCAUAAGAAUCCACUGGUGUCCUAUCCAGUUUUGACCCCCAACAUUCAAGGAUUUGAUGCUGCUGUAAGUACUCAAAUAUUCAGACACUGAUGUCCAGUGAUAUAAGCAGAAUACUGGAAUAUGUAAAAGAUGUGAAAGACUUGGCUCUUUGAUUUUAAUGCCUAGGUAGAAUCUGGUGCGGAAGUUGUAGCAAUUUUUGGAGCUGCUUCAGAAACCUUUAGCAGGUAUAGUUGUCAUCUUAAAGCCAAACCCGCUGUGGACAAUAUCUGAAUAGACAAUUUAUUGAUACCUAUUUUAGAACAAAUUUGAAUUGCUCAAUAGAAGAAAGUUUGAAACGCUUUGAGAAAGUUUGUGAAGCAGCAUUGAAGAAGAUGGUCAGAGUACGAGGGUACUGAUAAGAACAUUUGCAUUAGAAGAAUUUUAAUUAGAAGAUCAAAUUUUAAUUUUAAAACCAAGUAAUUAAUUCAGUACAAUUUUUAUAUUAAUUCCACUCUAUAAAUUUGAUCUUAAUUAGGUAUGUUUCGUGUGUUGUUGGUUGUCCUUAUGAGGGCGAAAUCAAACCAGAAGCUGUAACAAGGGUAUUGUAAUUUCUCAGGUUAAUUGGCCAUUGAAGAAAACACCAAUUAUACUAAUUAUCUGCAAUUAAUUUGGGAUACUUUUAGCUAACGAAGUCCCUUGUGGAUAUGGGGUGUUAUGAAGUGUCGCUUGGAGACACAAUUGGUGUUGGAACGCCAGGUUAGUCAACUUAGUUAUCAAGGUGAACACACUUCAUUAAUUAGUAGUUAACGAGGUUAGUUAACGAGGUGAAUGCACAACAUUGGUAGUUAACGAGGUGGACAUGCCUUGUCACUUAACAAGGUGAACAUGACGUAGACUCAUUACGGUAGUUGAGGAGACCAGCAUUCUUUGUUAGAUAAUAAGGUAAACACACAUUGUUAUGUACUUAACAAGGUGAACAUCUGAUUAGUUAACAAGGUGAGCAUCUUUGUUAGGCAACAAUGUAAAUGCUCCUUUUUAAUGUGAGCCUGCAUUGAUUGAUUAACAAGAUUAAUGUGGUAAAUAUCAAAUCUUUUAGUCAUGAUUGAUUCAUUUAGGAUCGAUGGAAAAAAUGUUAGAGGAUGUCACAAAAGUGGUACCAGCAUCUCGGCUGGCAUUACAUUGUCAUGAUACGUACGGCCAAGCUUUAUCCAAUAUUUUGACUGGACUGAAGGCAAGCUAGCUUAAUUUCACCAUCUUGUUAAUGAGAUGACAUAUUAUUAAAUGAACAAGGACCUGUAUUUCACAACUUUGUUUUUAAUAAUUUUAGUUUGGUAUAGCGACAGUUGAUUCGUCAACAAGCGGCCUUGGUGGUUGUCCUUAUGCAAAAGGCGCUUCAGGAAAUGUUGCAACCGAAGAUGUGAUCUAUAUGUUACAUGGGAUGGGCAUUGAAACUGUAAGACACAGCAGUGUUUUCAUUCUAUACAUUUUAAAUAUAACCCACUGAGUCGCAGCACUAAAAUCAUCCGAUUCAUCUGAGACAUAGCCUACAUCUAGGUUUGUAGAGUUAAAGCUCUAAAUGGACAGUUCCAAACUGGAAUACCCAAAGAAAAUCUGCAGUAUUUGGAAAGUCAAACUGGAAGACUCUUCUCACAUGUAGCAGAGGCAAAAUCAUAAUCAUACAACUUCAUUGCAAGAUUGAAGGUUUCACUAGUCAUAAUUGGGCAGAUAGUCUGAUUAAUCCAUUGAGUACCAGCACUCUCUUCUUGAUCAGUAAAAUCGUCUGGCAUUAGACAGAGUAAGUUAAUGAAGUAGGGCACAUUGGGGCACAAUACAACUCAAUGGGUUAAGCUUGUUCUUUUAUUCUAGGAUGUCAACUUGGAGCAAGUCAUUGAAGCAAGCAAUUAUAUUUCAACGUUUCUCAAAAGACCCCCUGCGUCAAAAGUUACUGUGGCUUAUAACAGUAAAUUGUGACACCAAUGAGGAAAUUAGUCUUAAAACGACUGCAUGAAACUAUAAAGUAUAGUCUCAGUGUACAAUUCUGCAACAUGAGCUAGUCCAGCUGUGUAGGUGAUAUUCCACAAUAGGCUGCCGUGGUUUGUGUCUGAACUACCUGAAAAAGAUUCAUUAUCCCAGAACUGUGUCAAAACCUAAUUUCUGUGGGCCAUGUACAAACUUAACAUUAGCUGAAAUCAAUCUCUGUUUAAUGAAGAUGCUUUAUUGUCAAAGAUUUACAGACAAAUGGUAGAGCAAAAUAUAGUUCAUAAACAACGCUGACAAAGUCAGUUCAAUCCUCGACACAUCUCUUGGCAUUCAAGCAAUAUUUCAACCCAACAAAAACGUCUACUAAUUAAUCUUUCUUGUCUUCAACUUCUCGCAUAGUUUCGAUGAUUUUAUUUUUCAUCUUCUUUGAACGUUUAAUUGCAUCUUCGUGUUUCUUGAUGCUUUCUUGAUGCAUCUGUAUUUCGUCUUCAUGACUUUUGACAGACUCUCUGUGAUGGUCGCGCAACGCUUGUAACUGUUCUUGUUGCUACAAAAUACAAGUGCCUAGGGUUAGUCUGUUGUCUCACAGGUGGG
Messenger RNA from Paramuricea clavata, 3568 nucleotides. The record is from the annotation of a GenBank genome assembly. NCBI's taxonomy places the organism in Eukaryota, Metazoa, Cnidaria, Anthozoa, Malacalcyonacea, Plexauridae.